Mugil cephalus (flathead mullet) is the source of this 2924-nucleotide messenger RNA. RefSeq names its product itchy E3 ubiquitin protein ligase b (gene itchb). The coding region runs from base 190 to 2871 and encodes 893 amino acids. Lineage: Eukaryota; Metazoa; Chordata; Actinopteri; Mugiliformes; Mugilidae. The transcript is spliced from 24 exons. The record is from RefSeq and is a predicted model, not a curated record. Gene Ontology annotation, molecular function: ubiquitin protein ligase activity; protein binding. Gene Ontology annotation, biological process: protein K48-linked ubiquitination; protein K29-linked ubiquitination; protein K63-linked ubiquitination.
UGUGCCCCACCUUGUCUCGGUCACAUGACGCGAACCCACGAAGAUGGUGGAAGUUUCUUCUUCCUCGAAGUGAAACUACGACCGAAACACAAACAUCCUGCGGAGUGAGGGCCGAGAGGACGCUGUCGCGGCACCAGUUUAGUCUUUCCUUUCCCCUUUGAAACCUGGCCUUCAUCCCAGCCCUAUGUCAUGGACAGUGGAGUCACCAAGUCGGGCACUUCUAAUGGUUACCCUAUGAAAGCACAGCUGCAAAUCACUGUGUUAUCAGCAAAACUGAAAGAAAACAAGAAAAACUGGUUUGGGCCCAGUCCUUAUGUGGAGGUGACAGUCGAUGGCCAGUCCAAGAAAACAGAGAAAUGCAAUAACACCCACAGCCCCAAAUGGAAGCAGCCUCUCACUGUGAUUGUGACUCCAUUCAGCAAACUGGUGUUUCGUGUGUGGAGCCACCAGACCCUGAAGUCAGACGUGUUGCUAGGUAUCACCACGCUGGACAUCAGUGACACGCUCAAGUCCAACGACAUGAAAAAUUUUGUCUCUGCAGUCUCUGAGGUGGUGCAGACCAUACAGCUAUGUGCAGACAGAGACGAGUCAGAUGUGGUGGGAGACCUUUCUGUCUGCCUCGAUGGCAUGACCGUCGACCCCGAGAUGUUUGCGUCAGCCGAAGCCAACCAUCACAGUACAUCAAAUGGGGAAUCACAACCUAAUGGGGAUCAUGUCAUAAGGCGAAGUCGUGACAACUCUCCAGCUGUGGACAGUAUAGAGCACAGGUCUUCUCCCAGUGGCCGGAGAACAGCAAACAGUACAGGGUCUCCUUCAGUGUCGUCAGGCAGUGUGAGGCCUCUUCGUCCACCCCGGCCCUCCAGACCUCCUCCCCCAACCCCCCGCAGACCCACCUCUUCACCAGCAUCUUCCAGCAAUGGCUCUGCUCCAGCAGAUGGCAGUGACAUUCAGUCAGGUUCUGAUACGCCGGUGCGAACACCAGCCACAGCACCUCAACCGACCCCAGACACAAGUCCAUCCUCGGGUUCGGACAGGAACCCCACAUCAGCUUCCAGCUGUGGGGCUGCAGCAACCAGACAGCCAACCAGCAGCACCACUUCUGUUGUCACUCCCAGAGUGCCUGUAGUCAACCCCGGACCCUUGCCCCCUGGAUGGGAGCAACGGGUGGACCCCAACGGCAGAGUGUAUUUUGUUGAUCAUGUGGAGAAGAGAACAUCAUGGGAGCGUCCUGAACCUCUGCCCCCUGGCUGGGAGCGCCGCGUUGACCAGAUGGGGCGAGUCUACUUUGUUGAUCACAUCACGCGAACCACCACAUGGCAGCGCCCCACCAUGGAGACAGUGCGGAACUAUGAGCAAUGGCAGCACCAGCGCAGCCAACUGCAGGGCGCCAUGCAGCAGUUCAACCAGAGGUUCAUAAUCGGGGCACAAGACCAGGCCCCAGCCACUCAGAAUAAGGAAUUUGAUCCUCUUGGACCUCUGCCACAUGGAUGGGAGAAGAGAACUGACUCCAAUGGCAGAGUUUAUUUUGUACAUCACCCGACGCGGUCAACACAGUGGGAGGACCCACGAACACAGGGAUUGCUCAAUGAGAAGCCUCUUCCAGAAGGCUGGGAGAUGAGGUUCACUGUAGAUGGUAUUCCUUACUUUGUGGACCACAACAGGAGAACCACCACUUACAUCGACCCUCGCACUGGAAAAUCAUCACUUGAAAAUGGACCCCAGAUCACCUAUGUUCGAGACUUCAAAGCCAAAGUACAGUACUUCAGAUUCUGGUGCCAGCAACUGUCAUUGCCUCAACACAUCAAGAUCACAGUGUCUAGAAAAACCUUGUUUGAGGACUCCUUCCAGCAGAUAAUGAGCUUCAAUGCUCAAGACCUUCGAAGAAGGCUGUGGAUCAUCUUCCCUGGAGAAGAAGGUCUGGAUUAUGGAGGUGUUGCCCGGGAGUGGUUCUUCCUGUUGUCCCAUGAGGUUUUAAACCCAAUGUAUUGCCUGUUUGAAUAUGCCGGUAAAGAUAACUACUGUCUUCAAAUCAACCCUGCUUCCUACAUCAACCCUGACCACCUCAAGUAUUUCAAGUUCAUCGGACGCUUCAUUGCAAUGGCUCUUUUCCAUGGCAAGUUCAUCGACACUGGUUUCUCUCUGCCAUUUUACAAGCGGAUCCUCAACAAGCCGCUGGCCCUCAAAGAUCUGGAGUCAAUCGAUCCAGAGUUCUACAACUCCCUCAUGUGGAUCAAGGAUAACGACAUUGAGGAGUGUUGUCUGGAGAUGUUCUUCUCUGUUGACAAGGAGAUUCUGGGUGAAAUCACCACCCAUGAGCUGAAAGAAGGAGGAGGAGACAUCCAAGUCACAGAGGAGAAUAAGGAGGAGUACAUCAGGCUAGUUGCAGAGUGGCGACUGUCCAGAGGAGUGGAAGAGCAGACGCAGGCUUUCUUUGAAGGCUUCAAUGAGGUCCUCCCUCAGCAGUACCUGCAGUACUUUGAUGCUAAAGAGCUGGAGGUGAUGCUGUGUGGUAUGCAGGAGAUUGACCUUUCAGACUGGCAAAGGAACACCAUAUACAGACACUAUGCACGCAGCAGCAAACAGAUCCUCUGGUUCUGGCAGUUCAUAAAGGAGAUGGACAAUGAGAAGAGGAUGAGGCUGCUGCAGUUUGUGACUGGCACCUGUCGUCUGCCCGUAGGAGGCUUUGCUGACCUCAUGGGAAGCAAUGGUCCCCAAAAGUUCUGCAUUGAGAAAGUGGGAAAAGAAAACUGGCUUCCAAGAAGUCACACGUGCUUCAACAGACUGGACUUGCCUCCCUACAAGAGCUACGAGCAGCUGAAAGAGAAGCUGAUGUUUGCCAUCGAGGAGACGGAAGGCUUUGGACAGGAGUGAAACCAGAAAUUUUAAAUACUGGGUGCUCAAUUCUGAAGGAAUUAAAAAACAAA